CCGUGCUGCUUUCAUUCUAACCGUGUUGCUUGAAUGAAGUUAAUUCUUUCGGUUAUUUUAUAAUGUGGGACGCGAAGUGUCGCUUGUGCCUGUGUUUAGUAGAUAAACAGACGGGAUUUUCCUGUUCACUAAAAGAUAAUGCUUUCCGCACCAUGAUAAAAACCGUAUUUCCUUUUCUGGUUUUGGAAUCUCAUACGGUCGACAACAAAGCCUACGAUUUGCCCGUCUUGGUAUGCUACAUAUGUGCUACCACUGUUCACAAAUUCUAUAGAUUCAGUAGAUUGGUAGAAACUAAUCAAAAUACGCUGCAGACAAAAUGCUCUGGCAAGAAUGUUCGUUCGUCCUUCGAAGAGCUUGUACAUUACAUCAAAGCAGAUCCAGGAGUUGAAACAGAAGCAUCGGAUGAUAAUAAUCCAGAAUCUUCAAUGAUGUAUUCGGAUACUGAUAGAAGAGGAAACGAAAACGAACUGAACCGACUUGCGAUGGAAACGUUGGAAAAUGGCUCUGUCACUCCGCUAAGUCUGCAUAACCAUAUUACAGAUCAUGCCUAUAUGCGAAAACCCCAGUCAGACGAACCGCCUUCUUGUGUUGACAAAGAAGAGGUUGUUAAAAGCAUCGCUAAAAUGGAAAAACGUGUAGGUUUGGUCACGGCAAAACUCAAUAAGCUGCUGGGAAACAUGCAUAGAACCAAAAUGAAGAGAAACCAAUCCCGCAAUGUUACCCUCGAGUUCAGUCCUAUCACGCAAGAGGAGGAACUAAUAAGUUUAAACAAUCGGUUGGCUGAAAACGAUUUCUUCGAACAAUUUCUGGAUUGGUUGGAUGCUAACAUCGGUUCUAUUGAAAGCGAAAAUCGAAUGCACGAAACAAUAGAUUUACUAUUUUCUAAGACCUUUAUGCCCAAAUGUAGUUGGACGGGGGCAGGACAGGAAGGGCCGAAAGUGGCACUGGGAAGUUACGAAAAUGUGAUGAAAGUUUUUGAACUGAUCGGGUGCACGCAGAUUCACAGGAUUGAUGAUCAUUACGUUAGGCGAUUUUUAACGAGAAAAUUGAAAAACGCCAAGCUAAGAGUUAAUUUGAAAAGUAGUUCGCGUACGAGGUGUCGCCUUAGAUACCGACCUGAGUAAGAUGCGCAGGAUGAAUACGUGUCUUGUUCAGCAGGCUUGAUUGUAAAUGGUAAUCUUGAUAAGCUUUCAUAUUAAUCGUUAAUAUGAUAUGAUGUUCACAUUUUGAGGAAAAUCGGCAAUGAAAAGGAUAUGAGGAUAAAAUUGUGAAAAAUGAAAAGUGCGUACAAUAUACAGCCGCUAACACGUUGUACUGUCGUUCGUGCCAUGAUCACCGUCGUUUGUUACGGCGAAUCGAAAACGAAUCGAAUAUGAUUUGCAGGAACGACAGUACAAGGUGGUAACGAUUGUAAAUAUAAACUUAAGAAAAAUUUCGGAAAAUAAUGCCUAAUAAUAAAUGAUAAA
Messenger RNA from Anopheles coustani, 1466 nucleotides. RefSeq lists its product as uncharacterized. Lineage: Eukaryota; Metazoa; Arthropoda; Insecta; Diptera; Culicidae. The coding region runs from base 63 to 1124 and encodes 353 amino acids. Gene Ontology annotation, cellular component: nucleus. The record is from RefSeq and is a predicted model, not a curated record. The transcript is spliced from 2 exons. Gene Ontology annotation, molecular function: zinc ion binding.